This is a messenger RNA of Helobdella robusta, 2856 nucleotides long. RefSeq lists its product as hypothetical. Bases 1 to 2856 code for a protein of 951 amino acids. Gene Ontology annotation, biological process: negative regulation of DNA-templated transcription. The record is from RefSeq and is a predicted model, not a curated record. Gene Ontology annotation, cellular component: SWI/SNF complex. The transcript is spliced from 7 exons. NCBI's taxonomy places the organism in Eukaryota, Metazoa, Annelida, Clitellata, Rhynchobdellida, Glossiphoniidae. Gene Ontology annotation, molecular function: nuclear receptor binding; nucleosomal DNA binding.
AUGUUGGGUUCAGCACAAGAAGAGGAUGAUCUGUCAGCACUGAAAAUAGCAUUUGAGAACACCACCAAUCAACACAACAUCUACCAUCAUUCCCUAAUUUCAUCUCCCUUAUUGCACGAUUUGCAUCAAGUUUCUGGCUCUAUAGAUGAUUUCAUAAACUGUUCUGACGCUUUACAGUUUGACACUGGGGGUCACAAUGGCCUGAACUCAAUGAUGAUUAACUCCAGCCAAUCAAAUUUUGACGAUCUUUCGAUGUCACUGAUGCAUUCUCACAACUUAUCACCGUUUAGUACCGGCUUCUUCAAUGGUUUGAGUUCUUCACCUAGACCAGAACCCUCAAUAGAAUCGACCACGAAUAACUUACUAGACAAUAGGAAUGCUGUCACUAGCACACUGGCCGACUCGUCAUCAGGAAGUGUUUGCACCAGCGUGGCGGCCAGUUCGACGGAUGUGGACGAGGCAUUGCUGAGAUCGAUGGAGGAAGUUGAGUGCUUUUUUGAUUUGACCCCGUCGCCUUCUAUACUGGGGACUCCUGCUUCUUCUAGCUCUAUGCUGGCCAACCACGUAGCCCAUUCGUACAACCCUUCGUCAUCCCAGACCAUAUCCUCACCUGAAGAUAGCAUCGUUCUUUUCAGUCCCCACGACAGCAACAACAAUAACAUCAACGCCAACAACAUCAAUAGCAACAACAUCAACACCAACAACAUCAAUAGCAACAGCAUCGGCCAUCAAAAUAUUGACAGCAGUAGUUGUGGCAUUCUUAAUGAUUCUAUGUUUAUGAACAAGAGUGUGGACUCUUACGACGUUCUUAAUGUCAACAACAUCAACAACAGCGUUGUCGGUGACGUGAGUGACAGUAAUAAUAAUAACAAUAAUAAUAAAUUGAAUGACUACCCCCCUCCACCUAAAAAACCCUUGUCACCUUACAUGAGAUUCAGUAAAGGGAUAUGGCAAAAGGUGAAGGCAGCGAACCCGGGCAUGACCGUGUGUGAGGUGGGGGCCAACAUUGGUCGGGUCUGGAGGGAGCUCAGUGACUCUGAUAAGCAGCGGUUUAACGAUGAGUUCCUGUCAGAUAAGGCGUCUGAUCUCAUCAAACCCCGGGCUCGAAAAAAAGAUCCCAAAGAGAAGACUGCCAGAGCUAAACCUAGCCGUCAGAACUCGACGAAUUUUACUAAUAGUGGGGCUGUUGUCAUUCAAAAUGGCGGAAAAAUUGAUGAGAUGUUGUUACUACAUCAGCAACAACAAUUUGAUACUCAAUUGUCUCAGGACAUGCUGUCUCAACAAAAUAAUCUUAUACAGUUGCAACAACAACAACAACAACAACAUGAAGACAUAUUACAGCAACAACAAUUACAACAACAGUUACAACAACAGCAACUACAACAACAACAGCAACUACAACAACAACAGCAACUACAACAGUUGCAAGAGCAAGACCAGCAAAGCAUGACAGCAAUGCAAACCAUAGGGUUGAGUCAACACAACAGCAACGACAUCAGUAACAACAUUAACAACAACAACAACAAUACUAAUAAUUGGUCUUUGCAACAACAACAGCUACAGCAGCAGCAACAACAAUUUCAACAACUACAACAACAGCAGCAAUUAAAUGAGGCCUUACUAAACCCAUUUCAGCAAUCUCAACAGCAGCAGCAGCUUCAACAGCAGCAGCAACUUCAGCAGCAGCAGCUUCAACAGCAGCAGCAGCAGCAGAUAGUGUUGAGGAGAUCGAGUUUAGCUCUGAAGAACGAUUUGAACGAUUUUAAAAUGUUGAACGGCCUACAGAAUGAUAUCCUCCAAUCUGGCAUUGACCCUGAGAAACUUUUACUGAGGUCGGCCCUUGUUGAAAAGUCACAAGAGGUGUUGAGAUUGAUGAAAGAGUUGGAACAGGCGUAUGGCUUGAUACACCAGUUGAAACAGCAAAAUGAUUUUUUCCACCAACAAUGGAACAUCAUGCACCAGCACAUUUACGUCAUCAAUAACAACAACGACAACAACAACAACAAUAAUAACAUUAACAACAUUAAUACCAUCAGUUUAGGCAAUGGUAUUAACAACAGUAAUAAUCAUAGCCCCAUGAAUAAUAAUAAUAAUAAUAAUAAUAAUAACAACAACAUAAAUAAUAAUUAUAAUGUUAUAAACAACAACAGCAACAACACAUUAAAUAACAUUUCUACCAGUUGUAAUGGUAGUAUUAGUAGUAGCGUUCAACUUGCCAGUAACAUUACAAACACUUCAGCUACUAACACCAAUAACGCCAACAACAACAACGGUAAUAACAGUCUAAUAAAUAGCAUCAAUAACGCUAACAACGACUUCAGCUGCCACAACAACAACAACAUUAUUAACGUUAAAAACAACAACAGCAUUAUUAAUGUCAACAACAACAACAGCAUUAUCAAUGUUAACAACAUUAAUAACAACACGCCACUAAGCAUUGCUUCAAACAUACAACUACAACAGCAACAACAAUUAAAUCAACAGAAACAUGAAUAUGCAAAUAACAUCAACGACAACAAUAACAGCAGCAGCACAGCAAAUGACAUCAAGAUGAACAAAUUUAAUUUUCACAACAACAACAUGAAAAACAACGCCAAAAAUAGCUACAAAAACAUCAACGUAAAUAACAACAAUACACCACACAACAUCAUGCAACCGGACAAAAAUCAACAACAACAACAAUUUAAACAAUUAUCUCCACAACAGCAGCAAAGGCACGGUCAGAAACGAACUUAUCAACAGUCAUCUUUAUCAGAAGCAGUGGCAGCCGCGACGACGACGACAGCAGCUGCAGACGCGACGACAACGACGACAGCAGCUACAGCAGCUACGCUAUCGAUAUUAGAUUGUUUCUAA